Cuscuta epithymum is the source of this 1025-nucleotide messenger RNA. Lineage: Eukaryota; Viridiplantae; Streptophyta; Magnoliopsida; Solanales; Convolvulaceae. The record is from the annotation of a GenBank genome assembly.
UAUUCCGUAAGAUGCACGAAUUAGACAUAAAACCGAAUGUUGUCACCUUUUCAGCAAUCUUGAACGCUUGCAGCCAUUGUAGUUCAUAUGAAGAAGCAUCAUUGUUGUUGGAGGAGCUGCGUGUUUUUGAUAACCAUGUUUAUGGAGUGGCACAUGGACUACUGAUGGGGCAUUGUGAAGAUGUAUGGAUUAAAGCUCUGUCUCUUUUUGAUGAGGUAAAACAGAUGGACUCCUCAACUGCUUCUGCCUUCUAUAAUGCUCUGACUGACAUGCUGUGGCACUUUGGUCAGAGACGGGGUGCACAAUUGGUGGUGCUGGAAGGAAAACGGCGGAAUGUGUGGGAAAACACAUGGUCCAAUUCAUGCUUGGAUCUCCAUUUGAUGUCUUCAGGUGCUGCACGUGCUAUGUUGCAUGCCUGGUUACUCAGUAUACGUGCAGUUGUUUUUGAAGGCCAUGACCUACCCAGGUGGUUGAGCAUAUUGACUGGAUGGGGAAAACACAGCAAGGUAAUGGGAGAUGGGACCUUGAAGAGAGCAAUAGAAGCGCUGUUGGACAGCAUUGGGGCUCCAUUUGAAGUUGCCAAAUGUAAUAUGGGGAGGUUUGUUUCAUCCGGGGAUGUGGUGGCGGCCUGGUUGAAGGAAUCAGGCACACUAAAGGUCCUGCUUCUUCAUGAUCACGUAAUCACACACCCAGAAAGCAAACAUGCAGCAGUAGUAGCAGUAUGAGAAGAGAAGAUGUAUAGUGGGUGUGAUCCAGCUUCAUAGCCAUGCCCCUAGUGCUCCCUUUGUUGUGAUUGUAUCAUUAUCCAUCAGGCGCAUGCUGCUCCUUUUUUGUUCAUAUGUAACUUAUAGUGCAUAUAGUAUCUCUGUUUAUAUUUUGCUGGAACUGGAAGCAGUUUUUGUGGCAAACUUGUUGUUUGCAUGGGGGUGGGGGCAGAUAAACUGGUGUCAAACCCUGUUGGCCUGUCUUUCUACCAUUUUAAAAUCUUUUAUUAAAUUAUAAUUAUACAAAUUUUGAGUUGAUAA